Molecule: messenger RNA, 6630 nt
Organism: Pollicipes pollicipes
Lineage: Eukaryota; Metazoa; Arthropoda; Thecostraca; Pollicipedomorpha; Pollicipedidae
Product: protein dopey-1
Exons: 40
Coding region: 355-6630 (2091 amino acids)
Biological process (GO): Golgi to endosome transport
Cellular component (GO): endosome; trans-Golgi network
Source: RefSeq, a predicted model, not a curated record
GCUCGUACGCCGUGCGUUGGUAUUACGGUUACGUGUUACGCAAGAAGACCUCUUGCUGCGGAGAAGCCGCGUUGGUCCAGCGAAAACUUAGAACGACCGCGUCUAGCACAAGCCGGUGUUUGUUGAAAUCUAGCUUAUGUGUGAACUGUCCUACAUACGGGCUUGCACAAGUCGUGCGGCGGUUGUCAAAUGUUGGAGUAAGCUGUGAUUUUUAGGGCUACACAUGACAGUUGUCUUAUGUUCGAUUAACUUUGGAGUGCCGCUGCACAAUCGACUGGUGUCAAAGCGCUGAUGCGGCGGCGGCCGGCGGCUGGCCUGUUCUGAGGAGUGGAGCCGCCGCGGUAUCCUGCCGCCAUGGCCUCGGUCACGCUGGAGGAGUACGAGCUGCGCGCCGACUCGAAGUACCGCCAGUACAUCGCGGCGGUCGACAAGGCGCUCAAGAGUUUCGAGUACACCAGCGAGUGGGCGGAUCUCAUUUCGGCCCUGGGAAAGCUCAACAAGGUGCUGGUCUCCAACAUCAAGUACCCGGUGAUCCCGAGCCGCAUCGUCAUCAGUAAGCGGCUGGCGCAGUGCAUGCAUCCGGCGCUGCCCAGCGGCGUCCAUCUGAAGGCGCUCGAGUGCUACGACAUCAUGUUCAAGUGCAUGGGCACCAACCGGCUCAGCCAGGAGCUCUUCAUCUACAGCGCCGGUCUGUUCCCGCUGUUCGGACACGCCGCCAUGAACGUACGGCCCGCUCUGCUCACCAUCUACGAGACGCAUUUCGUGCCGCUGGGCCGCCGCCUGCGGCCCGGCCUGCGCGGCUUCCUCAGCGGUAUCCUGCCCGGCCUGGACGAGGGCUCCGACUACUUCGACAGGACGGCGGCGCUGAUACAGCGGGUGGCCGAGGGCGCUGAAACGGACUUCUUCUUCGGCUGCCUCUGGGACUGCGUGCUCUGCAACCCGGCCAUUCGCCUGCCGGCCAUCAGCUUCACACUCAUGAAGUUCAACAAGAAGCUUAGCAUGGAGGACCAGCUGUUCAUCAUGGGCACCGACCUGGACGUCACCGUGGGGGCGCUGUGCGCAGCCGUCCAGGACUCGAGCGUGCUGGUGCAGCGGUUCACGCUCGACCUGCUGCUGGCCGCCUUCCCGAUGCACAACAGUCAGCUGAUCCGCUCCGAUCUGGUGCGGCUGGUGACGGCGGCCGUGGCCGUCCUGCUGCGCCGGGACAUGUCACUCAACAGGCGCCUGUACUCGUGGCUGCUCGGCUCCGAGGUGGACGUCAGCGUGCUGCCCUCGGAGAACCCGGUGGUGAAGCGCACCGAGAGCGUCACCUCGGCCGCGUCCGGCGAGCAGGGCACCGCCUACUUCGACGCCUACUCCCGGCCGCUGGCCAUCGAUGCCAUCACGAACUGCCUGUGGACCAGCUCUGUGUCGGCCAGCCCGGACGUUCGGCCGUACCGGCUCAUUAUAUCGCUGCUGGACAAAGCCGAGAUCGGGCCGCCCCUCCUCGACUACGUCAUGAUCGAAGUGCUCAGGGCGCUGUACCACAAUUACCAGUCGGCGGGCUCAGCGGCCUCGCCGUCGACGCGCCGCCCGGCCGACUCCAGCUCCCGCUCGAGCCAGAGCAGCGACGGCAACAAGCAGCAGCAGGACCUGGUCAAGACGGCUAACCUGCUGUUCGGCGCCCUUGAACCCCACUACGUCUGGGACUACAUGAAGGUCAAGUACGGAGAGGCCUGCCGCCGAGUACGUUCUGCCCACGAUGACGUCGACGCGCCGGCGGCCGACGGCGGGCCGGUGCUGGCCGUCGGCGGCGGCGACCCGGACGUGGCCGAGUGCUGCGCGCUCAUCGUCUUCCUGCUGGACGUCAUCUCGACGGAGACGAGUGUCGAGGUGCAGACGGAGCACCUGCCGGACCUUGUCUGCUGCGUGCUGCAGAGUCUCAGCGUGACGCUGACGGAGGCGGUGGGCGCGCUGCGGCCGGCCGACCUCACGUGCUCGCUCGACAUCUGCCGCACCGUGCUGGACAAGGUGCAGCCGGGCCUGCUGGUGGUGCUCUCCUCGUUCCCGGCGCUGGACGAGCCGGACGAGCCGCCGCCGUCGCCCGCACACAGUGGGCUGCCGGUGACUGGGUACCGUUGUCCAGAGUCGGAGGGCGUGUCGUCGCUGCCGGCCUGGCUGCUCUCGCUGCUGGCGGUGGCCUGUUUCCUGCCGGCGCAGCGGCCGGCGCACGAGUGCGGUAUCCAGCUGAGCGCCGUCUCCACGCUGCUGGACCUGGUGGCGCUGGUCAGCUCGGUGGGCGGCCGGCCCGGCGCCAGCGCCGCCGUGCGGCCCCUGCUCACCGUCCAGCAGCACCGCUGCCUGCUCCAGGACACGGUCGUCACGCAGUUGCUGACGCGGCGCCUCUGGAGGCUACUGUCGCCGGACCGGCCCGACCUUCACCUGCCCUGCGUCGACCUCAUGCAGCUGAUGCUCAGCCUGCUGCCCGCGCAGCUGGUGGAGAACCAGCUGGCCGCCGAGAUGACUCAUGCUGACCUCAGCGUCAGGAUGGACGCGUUCAGCCGGUUUGCCAUCGUGUGGCACCUGAGCCGGGAGGUGUCGGCGCGCCGCCACAUCAGCCGCUCGUUUGACCGCUGCCUGCUGCUGAUGCUGGACAGCCUGCGCGACCCCAGCGGGCCGCUCCACUCUGUGGCGCGCACGUGGCUGACGCACACCCUCCAGCGUGGUGACGUCACCAGGAUCAUGGAGCCGCUGCUGCUGCUGCUGCUGACGCCCAGCACGGCCCGCGUCAGCGUGCAGCACAUUAACGUCAGCGCUGAGCCGCCCGACGCCGGCGACGCUGACGACCUGGGCCGCGUGUACGCCAUCAGCUCCGUUGAGGGUAACGUCAUCUACCACGUGUCGGACGAGGCGUCGCCGGGCCGGCCGGCGCGGCGGCCCGGGGGCGGCCGCAAGACGCGCGCCGGCACCGUCCGGCUGCCCGGGCCGCACGCACUCAGCAGUGCCCUCCUGCAGCCCAUCUCGGUGUUCGUCAACCCGAUCACAGCAGGCGACUCCGACGGCGAGUCUGCAGAGCCGGCGGCGCCGCGCCAUCUGGACCUGUCGUCGGUGCACCGGUUCGUCGGCGAACGGCGCGCCAGCCACGACUCGGCCGACUCGGCGCUGUCCGGCCGGCCCGAGCUCGCUGACUCAGACAAGUCCGGCUCGCUGACGCCGUUCGAGGGUCUGUCACGCCUGUUCGCCGCCCAGGAGGAGAGCGUGGCGGUGGCAGCCGGCAUCGUCGGCGAGAUCGUGGAUGCCGCGCUCGAUAAAUGCAAUCUCAAGGAAACUAAAUGGACAGAUAAGAAAGACGUGGAGCAAAGCCAAGAGAAGCUGAUUCACCCACUGCAUACCUUCAUGCUCCUCUAUUGUCAGGUGUGCGACUCGCGGCGGAUCCUGUACGCGCUGCAGACGCUCCGUUCGGUGAUGGAGACGGACUGUCGGCUGACGCUGUGCAGCUUGGCCACCACCAGCGUCUGCUCCUCCUCCGCGCCGACCGCCGGCAACAGGAGUCACCAGAUCCAGCUGCUGCUGUCGUGUCAUCGGCGCUCGGUGCAGGGCCGGCGGUUCGGCGGCGAGCCGCACCCGGAGGCGCUCACCGCCUACCGCAGCUCCAUGCUGCUCGAAGUGGUCAUGUCGCAGUGCGUGCAGUUCGUUCGCAGCUACUACCCCAAUCUGGAGGCGUCGGCCGUCAGCACCGAGCAGCUGCAGGCCAACAGACAGGUACAAAUAGUCUCAGCCGAGAUCCUGACCUCCAUGUUCUCCGAGCUGGUGACGGUGGUGCGGUCCAGCGGUCGCGGCUUCGCCACCUACCUCGCCGACCUUCUCCAGCGCUGUAAGGUACAGAAGACACUACUUAACUGUCUGCUGUCGACGGUGCACUCGCUGCGCGCCGGGCCCCGCGCGGAGACCACGCUCACCGAGGACAUCAUGGACUUCAACGAGGUGUGGCCGCCGGCGCCGACUGAGGGCGCCGAGGCCGGCCGCCAGGCGGCGUCUCUCAGCUUCACCGAGACGCUGCAGAUUCAGCUCAUCAGGCUGGUGCUGGCGCUGCUCAUCCUCGAGGACCAGACGGACCAGAUGAAGACGGACGUGGAGGCGGCGGCGCAGCCGGCCGGCCGCGUCGCCUCGCCGCCCGCCUCCGAGGCGGCCAAGUUCUACCCGGGACACCCGAUCUCGGCGCAGCCCAUGCUGCUCAACGCCAUCACAGGCGCCCUCAAGCAGGACCACACCCGCCACCUGCACCACCAUUGGCUGUCGUUGGUGACGUCAUCGCUGCCGUUUAUCCGCCGCCCGCUGCCACACAUCGUCACCUCCGUGGUGACUCAAGUCGUGCAGAACGUGGAGCAGCUGGCAGCCCUCUACGAGUCCGAGGACAGGCUGACGACGGGCGCCUGCGUGCCUCCUGACCACAUGGUCUACCUGGUGGAGUCGCUGACCGUCAUCUGUCACUUCUGCAUGAUCGACUCCAGCCAGCAGGCGACGUCGAGCGUGCAGUCGGCGGCCGCUGCCGACGCGCUGCACACCUACUCGGCCGGCACGUCAGCGCCGCAAGUGCUCAGCAACCUGCUGCACGUGUUCACCACGGCCGCGCCGCUGAAGGACGAGGCGAGCCGCGAGCUGACCACCGAGUCGCUGCUGAACGCCCGUCGACUGCUGCUCAACAGCCUGCCGCGCAUCAUGGUGGGCACGGCUGCGCUCUGGCACGCCGUCACUGGCAACGGCGCCAGGGAGUCUGGCUCCUGGAUCCUGGGCGUGCCUCGCGUGGUGAAGCAGCAGGUGCUGGAGCUGCUCUCGCCAAUCUCGCACCACCACCCGGCCAGCUUCGUGGCCGCCGUGGCCGCCGCCUGGCACGAGCGACGACUGCGCGGACAGCAGAAACAGAGUAUCCCGGAGUUCUGCGAGGCGCAGCUGAUCCUGGUGGACCUGGUGUCGUCGAUACGCGUCAUCCCCAUGGACAGCCUGGUGCAGACGGUGCGCUCCGUAGUCCGCCAGCCGCCCAACGUCGUGCCACACAAGGCAUCGCUACCCACGGCGGCGCUGCAGUUCCUGCUGUGUUACCUGCGCUCGGUGGCGGCGCCGCUGCUGGCCGAGUGCUGGGCGUCGCUGCUGCAGCUGCUGCGCGACGCGCCGCAGCUGGCGCCGCCCGCUCAGUUCCUGCUGCUGGCUGUGCUCAACGAGUACGUGCAGCGCGCGCCGCCGCUGCCGGAGAAGAAGGACCAGCGCGACCUGCAGGAUGUGGCUGCCAAGCUGGUGGAGGCGUGCAGCGCCGUGGCCGGCGCCUGCCUGGAGCAGACCACCUGGCUGAGGAGGAACCUGGCGGUGCGCACCGCUCCCGGCGGCUCCGACCGCGACUACGCCGCCAGCCCGGAGCCCGGCAAGCCGCCCAGCAACGGUCACGCCCCGGAGGCGCAGUGGAGCGUGCAGGCGCUGCGGAUCCUGGCCGAGCUUCUGGCGCCGUUGCUGGACGUGCUGUACCAGUCGGACGAGAAGGACCGCGUGCUGCCGCUGCUUCAUGGCGUCAUGUGUCACGUGACACCCUACCUGAAGAACCACAGCCGGGCGAACGCCGCCUCGUUCCUGGCGUGCUCGCAGCUGCUGGCGGCCCUCUCCGAGUACCAGUACUCGCGCCGAGCCUGGCGCCGCGAGGCCUUCGACCUGCUGCUCGAGCCGGCCUUCUUCAGCAUGCAGGAGCAGUGCCUGCCCUUCUGGCGCACCACCAUCGACAACAUGAUGACGCACGACAAGACCACAUUCAAGGAGCUGCUCGCGCGCGUGGUGGUCUCGCAGCCGGGCACGCUCAACCUGUUCUCGUCUCGCGAGGCCGAGUACGAGCUGCGCGCCCAGCUGCUGAAGCGGCUGGCGUUCGUGGUGUUCUGCUCAGACGAGGACCAGUACCAGCCGCAUCUGCCCGAGAUCCAGGAGAAGCUGGCGGAGAGCCUGCGGCUGCCGCAGGUGGCGCCCUCCAUCCAGUCGGCGGUGCUGCUCUGUUUCCGCGUGCUGCUGCUGCGCAUGUCGCAGCGGCACGUGGUCUCGCUCUGGCCGUCCAUCAUCACCGAGAUGGUGCAGGUGUUCCUGCAGAUGGAGCACCAGCUUAGCAUGGAGACCGAGGAGUUCAGUCAGCACAUCAAGCGUAUGUCGGCGCUUGACUCGUCGUGGGUGCUGAACAGCACCAACGGUCUGGCGGCCAACAGUCACCCGGGCUGGCUGCAGCUGCACCUGGAGGCCUGCAAGCUGCUCGACAUGUGCCUGACGCUGCCGGCGCAUCGGUUACCGCAGUUCCAGAUGUACCGGUGGGCGUUCGUCGGCUCCGGCGGCCAGCAGCCAGCGCCGGCCGCCUCCGAGGCCAAGGACCAGCUGCUGCCGCGCGACUUCGUGCCGCACGUGACCCGGCUCACCCACCUCGUGCUGGACAAGUGCCGUGGCUCGCCGCCGGCGCCGCUGCAGGGAGCGGGCGGCUCAGGUGAAGCCAGCGGGGCUCGCAGUGUCGACCACCGCUGCCAGGAGCGGGCGACUCAGGUGACGCCAGCGGGGGCUCGCAGUGUCGACCACCGCUGCCUGGAGCGGGCGGCUCAGGUGUCGCCAGCGGUGUACGACAUAUCGCAGUCGUAG